This is a messenger RNA of Rosa chinensis, 1545 nucleotides long. RefSeq names its product probable methyltransferase At1g29790. NCBI's taxonomy places the organism in Eukaryota, Viridiplantae, Streptophyta, Magnoliopsida, Rosales, Rosaceae. The transcript is spliced from 2 exons. The coding region runs from base 1 to 1278 and encodes 425 amino acids. The record is from RefSeq and is a predicted model, not a curated record.
AUGCAGAAGGAAGGCGCCUCCAAACAGUUCAAAUGCCUUCUUUCCACAAUGUUAUGUGCUAUUCUCCUUGUCAGCCCCCUUACAGUUUUCAUUUUCGGCUUCAAUAGUUCGUAUCCAAAAUGCAUCUUUGCUACUAACUCCAACAUCUCUCUCUCCCAUGGCCUAAUUGCUUUACCUGAUUCGCUGCGUAGCGAAAUCUCUCGUUUGCAGAUCAAACUGGGUUUUUUACUGGAGCAGCUGCAUGAUGAAACUUCAGAAUCAAAAGUGAUCGCAAAGUUUUCAGAGCAGGUACUUUACAUUGCCAUUUCUUUGGACAAAAUUGCUGUUAGCUUAUCAGAGAGCAGUAAGAAUUCUCCCUCUGCUAAUAAUGAGGUAAGCAAUGUGGAUGAAGAUUUCAGUGAUCCUGAAGAAGGUGAAGCCGAAGAACAGUUUAUGAGUGGGAAUGUCUUCAAAUCAGGUGAGAUUCGUAGUUACAUUUCACCAAAACCAAACAGGCUAGUUGGGAAGAAAAAUUUUCUUGGGGUGGAUGCACUAACUCCAUCAAUUGGGUUGGCUUGUGCCAAAAUGGCCUCCAACUUGGACCGGUUUAUGAGUUACAAGGUUCACAGUGCGUGUCCAGAUGAUUCGCAAAUAGCUCAGAAGCUUAUAGUUCACGGUUGUGAUCCAUUGCCAAGAAGAAGAUGCUUCACAAAAUCACCUCCACACUACACUAAGCCAUUUCCUAUAAACGCCUCCCUUUGGACUCAACCUAGUGAUGCCAACAUCUUAUGGAACAAUUACAAGUGCAAAGACUACUCUUGCCUUGUUUCUAAAGAAACCGCAGACAGAAGAGGGUUCUUCAAAUGCUCAAGCUGUUUCAACAUUUCACAACACGGGUGGAAUGUUCCUACGAAUGAGUCUGUAUCAGCAGAGUUCACCAUUGAUGAAGUCCUUAGCUUAAAGCCGGGGGAGAUAAGAAUCGGCCUAGACUAUAGCCCUACAACUGGUAAUUUUGCUGCUGUGAUGAGGGAAAAAAAUGUCACCAUUGCAUCAAGUACACUAAACUUAGGAAUUGAACUUCUUCAAUUUGUUCUGUUUGAUUGGGAUCGCGUCCUUCGGCCAAAGGGUCUUCUUUGGAUAGACAGGUUCUUCUGUCAUAAAGAGGAUAUGAAGCUGUAUUUGGAGGAGUUUAACAGGUUAGGCUACAAGCCACUACUAUGGAGGGUAGUACCCAAGAAUGAUAAGCUUGGAGAUGAGCUCUUCUUCUCAGCUGUAUUGGAGAAGCCAAUUAGAGGUUGAGAUUAGCAGGCCUGACAAGUCUAAUAAGCCACUAGAUCUAAAUGGUAUGUCGUGAUUUGUCCAUGUAUUGGUGCAAACUACUUCUCACUAUUUUUGCAGCGAGAUUUGAUCUAUUUCGUCUUGAAAAUAUUUAUCCGACUCAUUGCAAGACAGCCAAAAGUUGACGAAAAUAGUUCUAGGUUUCAAACCCCAUGUACAUAAUUUGGAAUUUUUAUGGUUCAGAAACUAAAAAUUCUAACAAAGUAAUCUUUGUAGAUAACUGAUAAC